AUGGUAUCUGCAUCUGUUGAGGAACUAACUAAAUCCUUUAGUAGUAUUGGCUUUGAAGAACCAAAAAUUAAAGAGAUUUUGAAGAACCAAAAAGUUUCUUCAAUCUUGGACCACUUAGUUAAAUUGGCUCCUCCAUCGUCGAGCACCACCUGGACUAAACAAGAAAGAAGUUUACUUCAUAAUUUAGCCGGUUUAAUUAACAAAGCUAGUCCUAACAAAUCCUUAAAUGAACAAUACUCUAAAUUAAUUGUUGAAUACAUUGUCAAUGGAAAUUUGAAAACUAAUUUACAGGUAGAAUCGGCUUAUAAAUAUGCUACAGCAACUACUGGAGCUGCUAUUGAUGUUAAAGAUUUUGAAAAACAAACAGGUGUUGGCAUCGUAAUCACUGAAGAUCAGGUUAGGGACCGUGUUGCUAAAUAUAUCCAGGAAAACCUGGAAACAAUUCAAACUGAACGUUAUAAAAGUGUUCCAGGAUUAUUUGCCAUCAUUAAAAACUUGCCAGAAUUAAAAUGGGCCGAACCUAAAUACUUUAAACCCAUUAUUGACCAAGAGUUGCUAAAAGUGUUAGGUCCUAAAGAUGAAAGAGAUGUUAUUAAGAAAGAAAAAAAAAAGUCUUCAAAGGCCACCGGCACAAAAACUGCCAGCACAGCCACCACUACUGCAAAAGAAAGAUCCAUGUUUACCGAGGGGUUUUUAGGCGAUUUACACAGAGUUGGCGAAAACCCACAAGCUUAUCCGGAAUUGAUGAAGGAGCACUUAAAAGUUACUGGCGGUAAAGUUCGCACCAGGUUUCCUCCCGAACCGAAUGGUUACUUGCAUAUCGGUCAUUCUAAAGCUAUUAUGGUUAAUUUUGGUUUUGCAAAGCAUUGGGAUGGAGUUUGCUAUUUAAGAUUUGAUGAUACUAAUCCGGAAGCUGAGGCCCCAGAAUAUUUUGAAUCCAUAAAAAGAAUGGUUGAUUGGUUGGGUUUUAAACCAUGGAAAGUCACCUAUUCUUCUGAUUAUUUUGAUAGGUUGUAUGAAUUAGCAGAGGUUCUAAUCGAAAACGACAAAGGUUAUAUUUGUCAUUGUACCGCCGAAGAAAUCAAGCGCGGUCGUGGCAUUAGAGAAGACGGUACACCAGGUGGAGAAAGAAGGGCAUGUGUUCAUCGUGCAAGACCAAUAAAAGAAAAUUUAUUAGAGUUCAGAAAGAUGAGGGAUGGACACUAUAAACCGGGUGCCGCCAUUUUAAGAAUGAAACAAAAUUUGGAAUCGCCAUCUCCCCAAAUGUGGGAUUUGAUUGCCUAUAGAGUCUUGAAUGCACCACAUCCAAGGACCGGUGACAAAUGGAAGAUUUAUCCAACUUAUGAUUUCACUCACUGUUUGGUGGAUAGUUUUGAAAAUAUUACCCAUUCAUUGUGCACUACUGAAUUUUAUUUAAGUAGAGAAAGUUAUGAAUGGUUGUGUGACCAGGUCCAUGUUUACAGACCAGCCCAAAGAGAAUAUGGUAGGUUGAAUAUUACCGGUACUAUUUUGUCGAAGAGAAAAAUUGCCAAAUUGGUUAAUGGUGGCUAUGUGAGGGGUUGGAAUGAUCCUCGUUUGUUUACCUUGGAGGCCAUUCGUAGGCGUGGUAUACCACCAGGCGCCAUUUUAUCUUUUAUUAAUACUUUGGGUGUUACUACUAAUGAUAGUAAUAUUCAACUGGUUAGGUUUGAGAGUGCUAUUAGAAAAUAUUUAGAAGAUACUACGCCAAGAUUAAUGUUCGUUUUAGACCCAAUCGAAGUUGUGAUUGAUAAUUUAACGGAGGAUUAUUCUGAGUCUUGUGUCAUUCCAUAUAGACCAGGUUCCAAAGAGUUUGGUGACAGAACUGUUGUUUUUGGGAAAAAAAUAUACAUUGAAAGAAGUGACUUUAGUGAAAAAGUUGGUGAUAAAGAAUUUUUCAGACUAACACCAGAUCAACCAGUUGGUUUAAUUAGGGUCCCCCACACCAUAUCUGUUAAAUCUGUACAAAAAGACCCCGCCACAGGCAAGAUUAUAAGAAUAAUCGCUCAUUAUAAUAAUGAUGUCAAGAUUAAACCAAAGACUUUUAUUCAAUGGGUUCCAGAAAAAUAUGCAUUAAAAGUUUCUGAAACCAGAGUCUAUGAUCAACUAUUUAAAUCAGAGAAUCCAGCUGCUCAUCCAGAAGGUUAUUUGAAUGAUAUCAAUCCGGAAAGUGAAAUUGUCUAUAAGAACAGUGUUAUUGAGCCAAACUUCAAACAUGUAGUUGAAAAUUCCCCAUGGGUUGUUGACGAUGCUAAAAAGAGUGAAUUUUAUGUUGCGGAAAAGAAGGGUUGUAAGGAAAUUUGUAGAUUCCAGGCUAUGAGAGUUGGUUAUUUUACUUUAGAUAUCGAGAGUACUGAUGAAAAAGUUAUUUUGAACAGAAUUGUUAGCUUAAAGGAUAGUGUUUCGAAAUGA
This is a messenger RNA of Saccharomycodes ludwigii, 2430 nucleotides long. It is a transcript of the gene GLN4, whose product is annotated as glutamine--tRNA ligase. NCBI's taxonomy places the organism in Eukaryota, Fungi, Ascomycota, Saccharomycetes, Saccharomycodales, Saccharomycodaceae. The transcript has a single exon. The coding region runs from base 1 to 2430 and encodes 809 amino acids. The record is from RefSeq and is a predicted model, not a curated record. Gene Ontology annotation, molecular function: ATP binding; glutamine-tRNA ligase activity. Gene Ontology annotation, cellular component: cytoplasm; cytosol. Gene Ontology annotation, biological process: translation; glutaminyl-tRNA aminoacylation.